GGUUGCUCACAGGGAUUAGCAGCACAAGAACAGAGCAGCUGAACAGAGCAGAGGAGCUUCUUUCUUUCUGCCAACAAGAUUAGCAAUGGCGACCAAGAUCUACAUCGUGUACUACUCGACGUGGGGCCACGUGGCGACGCUGGCGGAGGAGAUCAAGAAGGGCGCCGAGUCCGUGGACGGCGUGGAGGCGACGGUGUGGCGGGUCCCCGAGACGCUGCCGGAGGAGGUGCUGGGGAAGAUGCACGCGGCGCCGGUGCGGGAGGAGCACCCGGUGAUGGUGGCGGCGGGGCAGCUGGCGGAGGCUGACGGCUUGCUGCUGGGCUUCCCCACGCGGUUCGGCAUGAUGGCGGCGCAGAUGAAGGCGUUCCUCGACUCCACGGGCGGGCUGUGGCAGGCCCAGGCCCUGGCGGGGAAGCCCGCGGGCCUCUUCUUCGCCACCGGCACCCAGGGCGGCGGGCAGGAGACCACCGCGCUCACCGCCGUCACGCAGCUCGCCCACCACGGCAUGCUCUUCGUCCCCAUCGGGGCCACCUUCGGCGCCGGGAUGUUCGGCAUGGACGAGGUCAGGGGAGGAAGCCCGUACGGGGCUGGCACCUUCGCCGGCGCCGACGGCAGCAGGACCCCCAGCGACACCGAGCUCGCCAUGGCCCAGCACCAGGGGAAGCACUUGGCCACCAUUGCCAAGAACCUCAAGGCCGGCGCCUCAGCAGCAGCAAAUUGAACUCAAUGUACUAUCCAUUGCUUCGUGGUUUGUUUAAUUUGCAACAGAAAUAAUAAUCGUAAUAUCUAUCGCUAUUCAUUGGUACA
Setaria italica (foxtail millet) is the source of this 807-nucleotide messenger RNA. RefSeq names its product NAD(P)H dehydrogenase (quinone) FQR1. The coding region runs from base 86 to 721 and encodes 211 amino acids. The record is from RefSeq and is a predicted model, not a curated record. The transcript is spliced from 2 exons. Lineage: Eukaryota; Viridiplantae; Streptophyta; Magnoliopsida; Poales; Poaceae. Gene Ontology annotation, molecular function: FMN binding; NAD(P)H dehydrogenase (quinone) activity.